This is a messenger RNA of Chenopodium quinoa (quinoa), 1060 nucleotides long. RefSeq lists its product as uncharacterized. Bases 229 to 567 code for a protein of 112 amino acids. The record is from RefSeq and is a predicted model, not a curated record. The transcript has 2 exons. NCBI's taxonomy places the organism in Eukaryota, Viridiplantae, Streptophyta, Magnoliopsida, Caryophyllales, Amaranthaceae.
UUCUUACAAAACCGAUGCGAAAAGUUAGUAAAUCGCACCGGUUCAAUUCGAACCGGUGCGAAAACUCUUGUUAAAUAAAAAAAACCCGGUUAUAACUUAAUCUUCUUUCUUUCUCUUGAAACCCCUCGAUCUUUCCUCCUCUCUCAUUCUCUCUCUUCUCUCUCUCCUCCAUUGAAGCGUACUCAUCUGCCUCUCUCUCCUUUCCUUUCUUCUCUCUUUCGAUCGCCUAUGCUUGGCGAUGGUGGAAAACUCUUGUUAAAAGGGUUUUGUUUGGCGAUGGUGGCUAUGGUGGCCUUAUUGCGACCUAAAAUCGUUGGCUUCAUCUUCUUUUGUCGAAAACUCUUUAUGAAACCUCACUCAAAAUCUGAGGUGGACGGUAAAAGCAAGGGAACUAAAGGAGAAAAGGUAAAAAAAUCAACUGUGCCACAAGAAAAAGUAAGCACUGAUGCAAAUGAAGAGAAAAAUAAGAAGAAAUGGAAGCGAAAGCAGGCAAAUGACCUCCGAUUUGAAGCAGGGAUGGAAAAGUUGGAUGGUGUUUCAACAAGAAAGCAGAGGAAGAAAGAGUAAGUGUGUGUGUGUGUUUUAAUUUUUUUUUUUAUUUUUUAUGUUGGUUCUUGUUUGUUUAUUUGUUUUUGUACUCAAACAGAGUUGGAUUGUUGUAUUUGUCAUUGAGAGUGGUCGAGUAAGAGAAAACAAUCUAGUGUUGGACAUAAUAGGAUUAAGUUUAAUCAAUUAAUCCUCCCUCAAGAACAAUGAUUUGAUUUUGAAAUUGGGUCUGAAGAACUAUUCAGUGCUAUGUUGAACGGAUGACAUUGCACUCUUGGAUUCGAGUAUGUUGAUAGUGAGGCUGAUAAGCUUUAGAAAUACAAACACAAUUGUGAUGACUUAAAGCUCAGAACUAUAGAAGAAAAUUGGAUUUUCAGGUUUAAAAGAGUUCUUUGAUUAUUUGAUGAUAUCUGUGUCAAUUAUUAUAUUGCUGAAUAUUUCUAAGUAAUUAACAUUUGUAAUUUCAUUGGCUGGGUCCUUGAAGUUGAAAAGAGUUGGACAAGCUGCUAAUGAA